AUGCGCCGGGAGCUGAGCAACCGCAGGAAAAUCCUGGUGAAAAACCUGCCCCAGGACAGCAACUGCCAGGAAGUUCAUGAUUUAUUACAAGACUAUGAGUUAAAGUAUUGUUAUGUGGACAGAAAUAAGCGAACAGCUUUUGUUACCUUACUGAACGGGGAGCAAGCCCAGAAUGCAAUUCGGAUGUUUCAUCAAUAUUCUUUUCGAGGAAAGGACUUAAUUGUUCAGCUCCAGCCAACAGAUGCUUUGCUGUGUAUUACCAACUUGCCCACUUCUUUUACAUUAGAAGAAUUUGAAGAACUUGUUCGUGCUUAUGGAAAUAUCGAGAGAUGUUUUCUAGUAUACAGUGAAGUUACUGGCCAUUCCAAAGGCUAUGGAUUUGUGGAAUACAUGAAAAAGGACUUCGCUGCAAAGGCUAGAUUGGAGUUAUUGGGUAAACAGUUGGGAACUUCAGCUCUGUUUGCACAAUGGAUGGAUGUUAAUCUAUUGGCCCCAGAGCUCAUUCAUUCUAAGUGCCUUUGUAUAGAUAAACUCCCUAGUGACUACAGGGAUUCAGAAGAGCUGUUGCAAUUUUUUUCCAAUAUACAUAAACCCAUGUUUUGCCAGCUUGCACAGGAUGAAGGUAGUUAUGUUGGUGGCUUUGCAGUGGUUGAAUAUAACACUGCGGAGCACGCCGAAGAGGUUCAGCAAGUAGCGGAUGGCAUGACCAUCAAGGGGAGCAAAGUCCAAGUUUCCUUCUGUGCUCCGGGAGCGCCAGGGCGAAGUACGUUAGCAGCAUUGAUAGCAGCUCAACGUGUGAUGCACAGUAAUCAAAAAGGCUUACUUCCAGAGCCAAAUCCUGUACAAAUUAUGAAAAGUUUAAACAAUCCUGCCAUGUUACAAGUUCUUCUACAGCCCCAGCUCUGUGGGCGAGCUGUUAAACCAGUUCUCGGAACACCUCACAGCUUGCCUCAUCUGAUGAACCCAUCCAUCUCCUCCGCGUUUUUGCAUUUGAAUAAAGCACAUCAGAGCACCGUUCUGGGUAAUACUUCCAGUUUAUUCCUUCAGAAUCUUUCUCAUGUACCCCUGGCACAGCAACAGUUACUGAAGUUUGAGAAUAUUCCUACUAAUAACAAACCCGGCUUACUUGGAGAUCCCCCGGCCGUGGUACUUCAAACCGCAGUAGGGAUUGGGUCAGCACUUCCUUUGAAAACAGAGUUGGGUCAUCAUGGAGAAGCACAUAAAACAUCUAAUCUGAUUCCAACUCCAACAACGAUAACAGCUGGAAUGGGCAUAUUACCAUUCUUUCCAAAUCAGCACGUUGCUGGACAAGCUGGGCCAGGACAUGGGAAUACUCAGGAGAAACAGCCAGCCUCGGCAGGGAAGGCAGAAGGAAGUUUCUCAGGGUCACAGGCUUAUCUUCAGAGCUUUCCAAACCUUACUGCUGGAGGCUUGCUGACGGGACACCAUAAGCCACAGCAAAGUCAGCCAAGAGGCACGGAGAUAAGCUCAGGGGUGGCCUCUAAGAAUCAGACUUCACUAUUGGGAGAACCACCAAAAGAAAUACGGCUCAGUAAGAAUCCAUACCUGAACCUGGCAAGUGUGUUGCCCAGUGUGUGCUUAUCAUCCCCUGCAAGUAAAACCGCUCUGCAGAAGACUGGAAUUGCCAGCAAUAUUCUGGAUGCAAUCUCUCAGGGAAAUGAAUCACAACACACAUUGGAAAAGUGCAUUUCUUAUUCUCAACCUUUUGGUGAUUAUGCACAGGUAUCCUCUUUGAGAAAUGAAAAGCGAGGCUCAUCAUAUCUCAUCUCUGCCCCAGAAGGUGGUUCUGUGGAAUUUGUUGACCAGCAUUCUCAGGGCACAGGAGCAUAUUACAUGGAAACCUACUUAAAAAAGAAGCGCGUAUACUGA
Messenger RNA from Enhydra lutris kenyoni (northern sea otter), 1890 nucleotides. Its product is annotated as ribonucleoprotein, PTB binding 2. The coding region runs from base 1 to 1890 and encodes 629 amino acids. The transcript is spliced from 12 exons. Gene Ontology annotation, cellular component: cytosol. Gene Ontology annotation, molecular function: mRNA binding. The record is from RefSeq and is a predicted model, not a curated record. NCBI's taxonomy places the organism in Eukaryota, Metazoa, Chordata, Mammalia, Carnivora, Mustelidae.